AUGGCGGUCCAAAAUCAGAUGCAGCCUUGCAAGUGCGUCCGCUUGUGUGGACCUCUCCCGCUGCCUUCGAAUCUGAGAACAAACCCAGACCGGAGGUUGCGUCUAGGCGAGUUGAACCUGUCGAGCAACUGCGACGAGGUGGCUGCGCCAGAUGACCUAAUAAACAUAAUUUAUGGCCCCCUGAGACCGAAAUGCGCCGCCGAACCAUUGGAUGUGGACGUGGAAGAGGUGAUUGUGCACCCUGAGUACAAGUACGACUUCGUGGAAGGGUUUCCCAACGACGCCCAUCUGCUUGCGUGGACUGCAGGCAGUCACGGCACCGAGCAGGAACAGCAGGGCACCGUCAAGGUGGCUGGAUUGGGCAUGACAGAAAUGGAGCAGGGUCCAAAGAGCAACGAGCUGAGGCAGAUGCCAGUGAAACGGGUGCCUCGGCAUAUUUGCAGAGAUGAGCACAGAGUGAUGGUGCGGGACACCUGCCAGAAAUGCGCCGGAUCGAGGAACGGAAGCGCUUGCAUGGGUGACAGCGGUGGACCACUUCUCCUGCAGACGUCGCUGGUCGGUGUGGUAGGUUUUGGAGUGUCCAAAUGCGGACCCUCAGACGUUCCCAGCGUCUUUUCCCAUUUGUCUUGCUAUAUCUUCAUUGGAUCACAAUCAGACUAG
Messenger RNA from Cloeon dipterum, 660 nucleotides. Its product is annotated as CLIP domain-containing serine protease B4-like. The record is from RefSeq and is a predicted model, not a curated record. Gene Ontology annotation, biological process: proteolysis. The transcript has 5 exons. Bases 1 to 660 code for a protein of 219 amino acids. Gene Ontology annotation, molecular function: serine-type endopeptidase activity. Lineage: Eukaryota; Metazoa; Arthropoda; Insecta; Ephemeroptera; Baetidae.